AUGGCGUAUCCCCUUCAAAUAGGCCUCCAAGAUGCAACCUCUCCUAUCAUGGAAGAACUACUACACUUCCACGACCACACACUAAUAAUCGUAUUCUUAAUCAGCUCGCUAGUGCUCUACAUUAUUUCAACUAUACUAACCACAAAAUUAACUCACACGAACACUAUAGACGCACAAGAAGUAGAAACCGUAUGAACCAUUCUACCAGCCAUCAUUUUAAUUAUAAUCGCUUUACCAUCACUACGAAUCCUAUAUAUAAUAGAUGAAAUCAACAGUCCUUUUCUAACCGUGAAGACUAUGGGACAUCAGUGGUACUGAAGUUACGAAUACACCGACUAUGAAGACUUAAGUUUCGACUCCUAUAUAGUACCAACACAAGAAUUAAAGCCUGGAGAACUACGACUGCUAGAAGUAGACAAUCGAAUAGUACUACCAAUAGAAAUAACAGUUCGUAUACUAAUCUCAUCAGAAGAUGUCCUCCACUCAUGAACUGUCCCGUCUUUAGGAUUAAAGACCGAUGCUAUCCCAGGACGAUUAAACCAGACUACCUUAAUAGCUAUGCGACCAGGACUAUAUUACGGUCAAUGCUCAGAAAUUUGUGGCUCAAACCAUAGCUUCAUGCCCAUCGUCCUUGAAUCAGUCCCAUUGUCUUACUUUGAGAAAUGAUCAGCCUCAAUUCUUCAAU
This is a messenger RNA of Odobenus rosmarus divergens (Pacific walrus), 685 nucleotides long. The record is from the annotation of a RefSeq genome assembly. NCBI's taxonomy places the organism in Eukaryota, Metazoa, Chordata, Mammalia, Carnivora, Odobenidae.